Aspergillus nidulans FGSC A4 is the source of this 599-nucleotide messenger RNA. RefSeq names its product putative adhesin. The record is from RefSeq and is a predicted model, not a curated record. The transcript has a single exon. The coding region runs from base 55 to 405 and encodes 116 amino acids. NCBI's taxonomy places the organism in Eukaryota, Fungi, Ascomycota, Eurotiomycetes, Eurotiales, Aspergillaceae.
ACCAAACCAUAUCAAUAUUUAAAUAGAUCCACUACAAUCCAACCCAACCCGAAAAUGAAGCUCUCUGCCCUUCUCCUCCUUUCAACAGCCGCCCUGGCCCUCGCCAAACCAACCCCGCCCCCCAAGUGUGGAGUGUGCAAUCCUAUCUCCGGGGUCAACGGCUGCGACAUCACAACCUCGUGCAUCAACACGGGAACCCGCUUCCACUGUGCCUGCCGUGCUGGCUACAAGGCUUCUAAGAAGAACAAUGACGUGACCAAGCAGUUCCGCCUGCCGAUGCCGGAUUAUGAGUUCUUGGUGUUUACGCCUGAGUAUACCACCUGUGAUACACUCUGCGAUAACCCGUAUGGAAAUAGCAAGGAUUUGUGUAAGGAGGUACCGGUAUAUGAUAAGUGUGCUGUUUAAGGUUCUUCGUUAGGUUUGGGAAGUGCAAGAAAGGUUGGGCGGAGAAGGUGAUUGUGACGAGUGGUUGUUGAUAAGACUUGAAUGCCUUAUAUAUGUGAGAUGAUGGAACGAUUUACGGAUCAUUCAAAGCUUGUUAAUAUUGAUUGGUUUAGUGGAUAGCUUCCCCUUGAAAAUUUCAUGAUUGAUUCAACGGG